UGAUUGUGAGCUGUCAAGAAGUGGCAAAAGUCAAAACGAGAGCUUGUGUUCAUCAUCACGCUUCAAAAUAAUAAAAGAAGUGAAGAUUUUACAAGUUACCUGAUAAUUUUAGUCUUUUUUAAUGAAUAUUUAAUAAGAGUACGCAAUGUUGAACAUACAAAAUUAUGGAAGUAGUUCAGAGGAAGAGGACAGUGACAAAGAAACUGCAAAACAGAACAGUAACGAGAAUUUGUUGACGCAUUUAAAACCUGUUGAUCCCAAUUUAUCAGUGGCGAAGACGAUGCAAAUAUGCGCCGCACCGGUGGUUAUGCCUACGAACAAUGAUGACACUAGAGUGUUAAUACCAGCAAACCAAGAACUAAUGCACAAUCCAAAGUAUGAAGAACUAUUUGCACCAACGUUUGGUCCAGAGAAUCCUUUCCAAACCCAACAGAUGAAAGCAAACAGAAAUAUGCUCUCAGGCUAUGUGGAGAAGGCUCAUAUUAGUGAUUUUCAGUUCGAGAACCAAAGGCGGACAUUCACAAGUUAUGGGUAUGCUAUGGAUCCGUCUACGAAUGGAGAAAGUGCUGAAGGGGAUAGUUUAGUUGUAUCAGCCACAGUAGUGCCAGCUGAAAGUUCAGAGGGCAAGUCUGUAUUCGAAACAAUAAAGAAAAGGCCAUUAGAUAAAAAGAAGCGGCACAAAAAUGAUAAUCCAGAAGACAUCACAGGAUUUUUGGGUCCUUGGGGAGGAUAUGUAGGAGAACAAAGAAUUAUGAAACCAGAAGGCGAUGAAGCCAAGGAAUUGGAGGAGAUAGUGGCCAAGAGACAGAAGAAGGGCAAGGUGGAUGAUGACAAACCUUUGGAGGAGAAAUCUAUAUUCCACUUGGACAAAGCGACGGACUACCAAGGUCGGUCGUGGCUGAUGGCUCCUCGCUCGGAGACGCAGCUGCGCAGCGACACGCCGCCUGACAAGUGCUUCCUGCCUAAGGCGCACAUCUUCACGUGGCGCGGUCACACGAAGGGCGUGGCGGCGGCGCGCUGGUUCCCGCGCACCGCACACCUCAUGCUGUCCGCCGGCAUGGACUGCAGGGUCAAGAUAUGGGAGGUGUACGGAGAUCGUCGCUGUACGAGAACAUACUUUGGCCAUCGGCAGGCGGUCAGGGAUGUUAACUUUAACAAUUGCGGGGAACAGUUUGUAUCUGCAGCGUACGACAGGUACAUAAAGCUAUGGGACACAGAGACGGGCGAGUGCAUAUCCCGGUUCACUUCCCGGAAGAUCCCGUACUGCGCCAAGUUUCAUCCCGAUGAGGAUAAGCAGCAUCUAUUCGUCGCGGGCACGUCUGAUAAGAAGAUUAUAUGUUGGGACAUCAGGAGCGGCGAGAUAGUCCAAGAGUACGACAGGCAUCUCGGCGCCGUCAACACCAUCACCUUCGUCGACGAGAACAGAAGAUUCGUCACCACCUCCGACGACAAGAGUCUCAGGGUUUGGGAGUGGGACAUCCCAGUGGACAUGAAGUACAUCGCUGACCCGUCAAUGCACUCGCUCCCAGCAGUGACUGCUUCGCCGAACGGCAAGUGGCUGGCGUGCCAGUCGCUCGACAACAAAGUGAUAGUGUUCAGCGCGCUGAACAGGUUCAAGCUGAACAGGAAGAAGACCUUCACGGGACACAUGGUGGCCGGAUAUGCGUGUUCUGUUGACUUCUCGCCUGAUAUGAGUUAUCUGGUGUCGGGCGACGCAGACGGCAAAUGCUACAUCUGGGACUGGAAGACCACCAAGCUGUACAAGAAGUGGAAGGCGCACGACGGCGUGUGCAUCACCGCGCUGUGGCACCCGCACGAGCCGAGCAAACUGCUCACCGCCGGCUGGGACGGGGUCAUCAAGUACUGGGACUAAUAAAACAAUACAUCCAUU
Molecule: messenger RNA, 1891 nt
Organism: Manduca sexta (tobacco hornworm)
Lineage: Eukaryota; Metazoa; Arthropoda; Insecta; Lepidoptera; Sphingidae
Product: pre-mRNA-processing factor 17
Exons: 11
Coding region: 146-1873 (575 amino acids)
Biological process (GO): mRNA splicing, via spliceosome
Cellular component (GO): catalytic step 2 spliceosome
Molecular function (GO): protein binding; mRNA binding
Source: RefSeq, a predicted model, not a curated record